AUGUCUCAACCAACUCAACGUCAAGCCUGGCGCCGAACAGACGAUCAUACAAAGGGCACCCCCAAAGUGAAACUCGUCACAGAAGACCUUCCUCUCCCUCUUCAUCCAACAUUCGUUCUCAUCAAAGUGCACACAGUUGCUCUCAACUAUCGCGAUGCCAACAUAGCCAAUGGCGGCAAUCCCUGGCCUGUUACUCCCAAUGGUAUUCCUGGUAAUGAUGCUGCCGGUGAGAUCGUUUCAGUCGGGAAUAGAGUCUCACUCGUCAAAGUUGGCGAUCGUGUUGCUCCGAUCACGGACUCAGAAUUUGUGAAUGCUCGCUCGACGGGAAGGUCUUGGCUCGCGGCCAAUGAGGAUGGCAUCUUGGCCACUUACAUUGUCUUUGAUGAGAAGUUGGUGACGAAAUUACCUGAGCAUCUUGAUUGGAUUCAGGCUUCGAUCAUCCCUUGCACUGGCGGCGUUUCCACUUUUGCUCUCAAGCUGGCUCGCGCUUCUGGUCUUCGGGUCAUCCUUACUUCCUCAAGUGAUGAAAAGUUGGAACAGAUCAAGAAGCAAUUCGGAAAGCCAGAAAUCCAAACCGUCAACUACAAGACCCACCCAGAAUGGCACAAGGAAGUUCUCCGUCUGACAAAUGGUGUCGGUGUUGAUCUCAUCGUUGAGAACGGCGGCAGCAGUUCUCUCGUUCAGUCCAUGGAGUGCACUCGACGUGGAGGCAUUGUCAGCCAAGUUGGUUAUCUGGGCGGCCCUAAACCUGAGCAUUUAAAGGAGUUUGUUUCCACUAUCAUCGAUCGGCGACUGAACGUUCGUGGUAUCAACGCGGGAUCUAAGGAUGAUCAGGAUGAACUUAUGGCUGCCAUCUCUGCAACACAGAUGACUUUCGAGGAUAUCCUUGACUCAACUUGGUCUUUCGAUAAGGCAGAUGAGGCAAUCGAGUAUGUUUGGCAAGGCAAGCAGAUUGGAAAGGUAAUCGUCAAACUGGACGACUAG
This is a messenger RNA of Fusarium fujikuroi IMI 58289, 984 nucleotides long. RefSeq names its product probable Alcohol dehydrogenase. Lineage: Eukaryota; Fungi; Ascomycota; Sordariomycetes; Hypocreales; Nectriaceae. Bases 1 to 984 code for a protein of 327 amino acids. The transcript is spliced from 2 exons. Gene Ontology annotation, molecular function: oxidoreductase activity. The record is from RefSeq and is a predicted model, not a curated record.